This is a messenger RNA of Physeter macrocephalus (sperm whale), 1339 nucleotides long. RefSeq names its product coiled-coil domain-containing protein 77-like. The annotation marks the transcript as partial. Gene Ontology annotation, cellular component: centrosome. The transcript has 4 exons. The record is from RefSeq and is a predicted model, not a curated record. Lineage: Eukaryota; Metazoa; Chordata; Mammalia; Artiodactyla; Physeteridae.
GAGAGCACCAAAGACUUUUUGCAACUCAAAUUUGAAAACCAAAAUAAGGAGAAGUCCUGGAUGCUUGAAAAGGAUCAUUUGAUGUCAAAGAUUAAGCAAUACAGGGUGCAGUGUAAGAAGAAAGAAGAUAAAAUUGGAAAAGUUUGGCCAGUUCAUGAGAGUCAUUACAACCAAAAUGAAUACAUUAAGUCCCUGAAGGAAAAGCUAGUACAAGAGAAAAAGCUGUCCAGCAUGUACCAAGAGCAGUGCAUUUCCCUAGAAGAAGAACUUGCCCAAAUUCGGGAGGAGGAGGGAGUCAGGAGGGAGAUCUUUAAGGAUCGCGCCAACAAGAUGGGGAGGCGUCUACAGGUCGUGACGAAACGCUGCGAGGCCUUGGAGAAGCGACGUGUCUUGGAAGUAGAAGGCUUUAAGACAGAUAUUAAGGCUCUCAAGCGAAAACUGCAAGACUUGGAGCAGAUGCUCUGUAAGGCAACACUUAACACCCGGGCAAACCAGGAUCUUGCCGUCCUGUGUGAGGUUCGUGACAGCAACAGACGGGCACGUAAGAUACAAGGAGAACUGAAGAACCUCAAGUCCAAAGUAUUCAGCCUGGAGAACGAACUUAGACUCUGCUGAUGUUUACUUUUUAGGACUGGCACAUGUCUGGAGUAGGUCUGCUUCCUGAAAUGUGAGGAAAAGGUCACCUUCUCCCAGAAACCGUAGGCACAGAGUUGUCUAGAGUAGUGGUAUCCAUUGUUAGAAGGGCAAGGUGAAGAUCAGCUUUUUUUGCAUCCUAAGCUUUAUGAUUUUUGCUGUCCUGUUAACCUUUUCUGUGUGUUUUUUGGGGUGGGGGGGGUGGCUGGGGGUGUGAUUUGGUCUGGAUUAUAAUCUGAAUUACAGACUUUCCCACAUUAUUUCUCCCAUUUAUAAUGACAGGGUUUUUUUGUUUUUUGUUUUUUUUAAGAAGACAGUGACAAAAAAAGAAAGCAUUUUUGCUGUGAGCUUGGCUGAGUGUUAGUGGGAGGAACGCCUACCCCAGGAGAUAAAGACGCGGGUCUCAGUUUGCCUUUCUCCUGGGCAGAGGGCAAAGGCUGCAAAUCACAGCCUGUCAAAUGCGAAUAGGCCGCAGUUCUGUCAGCCCUGAGCUGUAGGGCCUGAGUUCCUUUCUGGACACCCAAUCUCAGGAAUUUUCACCAGAGGGCACCAGAGGCCCUACUCUUAAGCAAAAUGUUUGUCUAGGAGAGGAAAGGUGCCACUUCGGUAAGCAUGAGUGAAACUUCAGUGAUGCUUGUAUGAAAAUUUCAGUAUUUUACCAGUACUAUGGUUUUUUAAAAAUAAUGUAUAUAUUUUAAUGUAACUA